Myxozyma melibiosi is the source of this 1344-nucleotide messenger RNA. Its product is annotated as isopentenyl diphosphate isomerase. Gene Ontology annotation, molecular function: isopentenyl-diphosphate delta-isomerase activity. The coding region runs from base 110 to 892 and encodes 260 amino acids. Gene Ontology annotation, cellular component: cytoplasm. Gene Ontology annotation, biological process: isopentenyl diphosphate biosynthetic process; isoprenoid biosynthetic process. The transcript has 4 exons. The record is from RefSeq and is a predicted model, not a curated record. Lineage: Eukaryota; Fungi; Ascomycota; Lipomycetes; Lipomycetales; Lipomycetaceae.
CUGCUCUGCUCACAGCUGCGACCCGUCUUAUCCUUCUGCACCGCUCUUGCUUCCUUUGCUCAAAUAUUCGUCUACAGCACCAUUUGUGGCCUAUCUAUAUAACAUAACCAUGACGACCGCUACUAUCACCGAAAGCAUGCUCACGCGUGAGCGUAUAUUGCGUCUGUUCCCCGACGUCGCCGCCAACGAUGUCGAGAAGCCCGAUAAUCAGAGCGGGCCCGAGUUGGAAGGCUACGACGAAGAGCAGGUUCGUCUCAUGGAAGAGGUCUGCAUUGUCUUGGACUGGAACGAUGUGCCCUGCGGCAGUGCCAGCAAAAAGACUUGCCAUCUUAUGACGAACAUCGACAGCGGACUCCUUCACCGGGCGUUCUCGGUCUUCCUUUUCAACGAUGAAAACAAGCUUCUUCUCCAGCAGAGAGCGGAUGAAAAAAUUACGUUUCCUGGCAUGUGGACGAAUACCUGCUGCUCUCAUCCGCUCUCGAUCCCUGGUGAGAUUGGACACGACCUCCCGACGUCAAUCAUGGGCGUAAAGCGAGCCGCUCAGAGAAAGCUUGAUCAGGAGCUUGGAAUUCCGGGAUCGGAGGUUCCAGUCGACAACUUCCAUUUCCUUACUCGUAUUCACUACAAAGCUCCAAGUGAUGGUAUUUGGGGAGAGCACGAAAUUGAUUAUAUUCUGUUCAUCAAGUCCACUCCGUCCGUCGCCGCAAACCCCAACGAGGUCAAAGACACGAAAUAUGUCACUGCCGAUGAAUUGAAAGCGAUGUUCAAAGACGACAGCCUUACCUUCACACCCUGGUUCAAGCUUAUCUGCGAGACAUAUCUCUUUGGUUGGUGGUCCGAUAUCGACAAUGUUACCUCUUUUCAUGAAGAUAGCAUCAGACGUCUUCUGUAAGCUCAUUUACAGCGUCUCUGUUCGAUUGGCGGCGUCGAUCGCCGUUUUGUUUUAUAUUUCAUAAAACCAUAUAUUUAGGAUGCUUCCGGCUGCAAACUGUUUUCUGCCGUCAGUUUAUACAUGGGUCUAAGUGGCAAAAAAGUUCUUUCGAUUUUGAAUAGAAUGCAUCUCUGAUCAUCGUCUACUUUUUGUGGAUCUGAAUGAGAGGUCAAACUGAGUUAUACUCUACUACUGGAGACUAUGAGACGAACUUGUUUGGCAGAAGAUGAUGUGUGCUUCUUUCCUUCUUCUGUAUUUUUAAUUUUAUCUGGUGAUGUUUUUUCAUGGCCUCAUCAUGCUGAGCUUCAACCAGAUACCAUAAGAUAAUUGUUGUAUUGUCAAAUUGUCUUGUUCUAUUGAUUUUUAUUGUCUUUGUUUGUACCAUCUAGAGUGUGCACGUUGCCACCGAUUAA